GGUGCAAAAUUUGGUUUUGGAAAUUUUGAUCCAUUUUCUGCUUCUCGGUCCCUUUUUCUUCCCACUCCUUUCUCGAUUCGAUCUAGAUGUACGUUCAUCGCUUCCUAUUCUACGGAUUCAUCUUCCUCCGCUCGAUUUCGCUGUCCUUCGGUGAAUCCCUCACAUGCCUCGCCGUCUAUAGGGAGGGCGGCGCCCCCGCCGUCUUCCAAUCGCCCGAGUGCCCGCGGUGGACCCUCCUCGCCGAUGAUGACCGCCGCCGCCCGCCGCCGAAUUGCCAGGCGGCGUUGCACCAGGGGCGGCGGCGGUCCCAGGAGGACCGCAUCGUCUGCGCCCUUGGCAUGAGGAUCCCCUUCAUUGGUAGAACAGGAAUCAAGGAGCUUGAUGUUGGACUAGUAGCUGUUUUUGAUGGACACAAUGGGGCUGAGGCUAGUGAUAUGGCUUCCAAGCUUUUGGUUGAAUACUUUCUUCUCCACCUCUAUUUUCUUUUGGAUGGGAUAUACUCAGUGGUUCUAAAGAAAUCUAAUGACAAGUUGACAUAUGGAGAAAACAGCAUGGUUUUUGAAAUUGUUAGUCUCGAGAAAACAGAGAACUGGCACUUUCCCGAUCCAGAAAGUUUGUUGCUGUUUCCAAGUGGAAUUAUACUAUGGAAAAAUUGCAGGUCCAACUGGAUACCAGCCAGAAUAUUUGACAGGACUUUUCAUAUGGAAAUAUUAAAGGAAUCAUUGUUGAGGACAAUCCAGGAUAUUGAUGCAACAUUUUCCAAGGAAACUUUGCAGAAAAAUCUCGAGUCGGGUUCUACUGCCACUGUUGUUCUGAUAGUUGAUGGUGAUGUUUUAGCUGCUAAUGUUGGUGACUCAAAAGCUCUUUUGUGUACUGAGGGUUUGCGGCAUCAUAAUCGGAAAGGUAAUUUGUCAAGGAUAAAUCGACAAAGGAGAAGUAAAAAUGCCAUAUUUCCUGUUGGUCAGAAUGGACAACUGGAGUUGGCAACCAAUGGUGGACCAAAUUAUUUUGUUAAGGAGCUCACAGUGGACCAUCAUGUUGACAGAGAAGAUGAAAGAAGCCGAAUUGAAGCUGCUGGUGGAUACGUUGUUGAGUGGGCUGGUGUGGUUCGGGUCAAUGGUGAGCUGGCUGUAUCUCGGGCUAUAGGUGAUAUGGCUUUUAAAAAUUAUGGUGUGGUCUCUACACCCGAGAUGACAGAUUGGCAACAGAUAACAAGAAAUGACAGUUAUUUGAUUGCGGCAUCUGAUGGAGUCUUUGAAAAGCUGACCAUGCAAGAAGUUUGUGAUCUGUUAUGGUAUGAGAAACUAAAAGCUAAUGUGAAGGCGGAGUAUAUUCACAGUGUGACAUACACUUUAGCUGAUCUUUUAGUGAACACUGCUUUUGAAAGGGGUACCAUGGACAACAUGGCAAUUGUAGUCAUUCCUUUGAAAUCUUCUGGGACUUUUGUGGAAAAUGUGUUUGAUGUAGAUGAAACCUCUGACUUGUCAUUGUUGGAAUUGCAGAAAAAGUUAGCAAAUGAUGCAAUUAAUACACGCCUUGUACCAAUGGAGUACUACAACAACAUCGCAUCGAAGUUUGAUCGGUUUUUGGUUGAAACAGAACAGAGAAGACUUGGUUGCUUUUAUCUGUCGGAAAAUCUGAAUGAGGACAUGGAUUAUGUUUUCCAAGGACCGAAAGAAUCUCAAAAAGGUGGAGAGCAUGGCUUAUAUCAGUCAUUACUUGACUCAGAUAUGUCAUAUCACAGUGGAGGGCCUUUAGAACGUUAUGAAGACCAAAAGUUAUGCUGGCACUUCGGGAUCCACGAUGGAGACAGAGGUCAAUGUACUAGUCCUGAUGUGUUCGCUAAGUUUCUGGGUUUGCUAGACUCAAUUCCUUACAGUGAUAUCAGAUCCGACUCUUCAGAAUCAUUUGCAUACAAAAUACCCAAUUUCAGGUAUGUCUUAAAGCGGAGGUUUGAUCGUGGAUCAUAUGGCGAAGUUUGGUUGGCCUUUCAUUGGAAUUGUUCCCAGGAUAGUGAUAUAUACAACAGCAGCCAUAAAAACUUGUAUCAUUUUGCUUCGAGUCUGCAUAUGGAUACAUCUAAGUGCAAUAUGAGUGCAAGCUCUAAAACAUCCAAUAGACAUUGCUCUACUGAUCAGAGGGACAGCAAUUUGUUCAUUCUGAAGCGGAUAAUGGUGGAGAGAGGGACCAAUGCUUACCUGAGUGGCCUGCGUGAAAAGUACUUUGGAGAACUUUUUUCAAAUGCUUCUACGUCUCUAGGGGGUUCAAUUACAGAAACACCAACAACCUUUUCUGUAGAUAUACAAUCUGAUUUCUCUGAUCUUUUGCAAAAGAACAUGUCAGAUAAUGAUGAGGUGGAUGAUAUCUUUGAUUCAACAAAUACUUACGCUAGGAAUUAUGGAGCAAUGCCGAUAAGCUAUGAAGAAGGUUUAAAACAUAUAGCUAGAUAUGUAGAAUCAUUUGAGUCAGAAUCAAAAGAAUUAUGGCUUGUUUUUAGUAAUGAAGGAAUGUCUCUAUCAAAGCUGAUAUAUACAGCAGAAGAAUCAAAAUCAUUCACCAAUAAUGAAAGGGAUGAAAAAGUGAGGAAUGUUAGAGUACUACGUCCUUCUUCCUGGUGGCACUGGUUAAGGACGACAGAAGCAGGACAAAACGAAAUGAAAGACCUCAUAUGGCAGCUGUUACUGGCUCUCAAAGCUUGUCAUGAUCGCAAUGUCACCCAUAGAGACAUUAAACCUGAAAACAUGAUUGUAUGCUUGGAAGACGUGGACACAGGAAGAUGCUUAAGCAAAAUUCCCAAUGGGGAUAGACAAAAUCAUCUAAAAAUGCGGAUUAUUGAUUUUGGCAGUGCAAUUGAUGAUUUCACCAUGAAGCAUCUUUAUGGAUCUGGGCCAACUAGAUCUGAACAGACCUUUGAGUACACUCCACCAGAAGCUUUACUUAAUGCGAGCUGGUUUCAGGGGCCAAAAAGCGUAACACUGAAGUAUGACAUGUGGAGUGUGGGAGUUGUGAUGCUAGAGUUAAUUUUAGGAUCCCCUCAUGUUUUUGAGAUAAAUGAUCGUACCCGUGCUCUGUUGGACCAGCAUCUUGAAGGUUGGAGUGAGCAUACCAAGGAGCUUGCAUAUAAAUUGAGAUCGUACAUGGAGUUGUGCAUUUUAAUACCUGGAAUUUCUCCACAACAUUAUCCAACUGGUGUUAAAAAUGGCCAUGUUGGUGUUUCGCCUGCUUCUUGGAAAUGUUCUGAAGAGUCUUUUUCACUUCAAGUGAAAAGUAGAGAUCCUCUUAAACUGGGCUUUCAAGAUGUUUGGGCAUUGCGAUUAGUACGCCAGUUGUUAGUAUGGCAUCCUGAAGAUCGGUUGAGUGUUGAUGAAGCUCUGCGCCAUCCUUACUUUCAGCCACAUUAUUAAAGAAGCUGCUAGACAAGAUUGCGGGCAAUCUUUGACACCAUAACGAGGUUGCUCUACGGAUUCAAAAAUCAUGGCAUCCUAAGCAUACCCAAUGUACUGUACCAGUUGAACUCUUUAGAGUAUAAUAUACCAUUACGAGGGGGACAUCAUGCUCAUGCAGCAGACUUGCUGAUAUGAUGGAUAUUGGUUAUUAUGGCAUCGACCAAGUCAAGUCACCUGUUGUUCUUCAUCAUCGGGCAUGUGUUGAAGAGACGGUAAUCCCAAAACAAGAUAGCCAUCAUAUGUGGAGUAUAUUAUCUACUCCCAACUGUCCAAAGUGAUACGAGGCCCUUAUCAAGGUUCAUGAGGACCAACGUCAAACUGAAUUCAAAGGUAUACUCAAAUCUUUAAGAAGGAUCUAACACAGUAAUCUUUGUAUACUCAAAUCUUUAAGAAGGAUCCAAGACAAUAAUCUUUGUAUACUCAAAUCUUUAAGAAGGACUAGCGCAUUUGUGAUGGUACGAUGUGUGUAUCAUAGUAAUGUGCUAUUCACUUUAUGAUCCUUAGGAACUUUGUCCGGUGAUAAGUUUGUUGUAAAUCUCCAGAGAGUAUAUAGAUAUGUAGACACGCACACUUGGAUGAAAGAGCCCUCCAAAUGUGUUGGAAGGGAAGCCACGUGUGCGUUGGUUUUUAAUUUAUUAGAGCAUAGUUUACCAGCUUAAUUUCCAUGUCAGGUUUCAAUCGAGAGAUCUUUUUCCA
This is a messenger RNA of Musa acuminata AAA Group (dessert banana), 4142 nucleotides long. RefSeq lists its product as uncharacterized. Lineage: Eukaryota; Viridiplantae; Streptophyta; Magnoliopsida; Zingiberales; Musaceae. Gene Ontology annotation, biological process: protein phosphorylation; peptidyl-threonine dephosphorylation. Gene Ontology annotation, molecular function: protein kinase activity; protein serine/threonine phosphatase activity; ATP binding. Bases 87 to 3404 code for a protein of 1105 amino acids. The record is from RefSeq and is a predicted model, not a curated record. The transcript has 22 exons.